GCACGCGGCUGGAGCGCGCAGCUGGCCGGCAGUCCGCGGGCCGCGAGCCUGUCGCCCACCCGGGCCUCCGACGCCUUCGCCAUGAGGGUGCGGCUGGAGGAGACCGGGGAGAUGUUCCGCGUGACCAACUGCCGCAGCGACAUGACCGUGCGGGAGCUCAAGGAGGAGCUGGACCUCGUGGUUGGCGUCCCCUUCAACCUCCAGCGGCUCCAGUACCUGGACCAAGGAGUUUUGAUGGAUGACGCUACAUUAAAGUUCCAUGAUGUUGUUCCUGGUGGAAUUAUUUCAUUAUGUAUCUGGCACUAUGAUGGAUGGACAGAACUGGUUUUGGCGUCUGUGGAAGGGGACCCCAGUAAGCUAUCAUGUCUAGGUAUUACUGAAGAUUCUUUCUACCGAACUGCAAAUUCGGAACAUUUCAAAGGCAAGCAGUGGCAGAAAUGGACAUCUCAGAGAGCCUUCGUGGCGUUGUAUAUUACAUCACACAGAGGUCACUUGGAUGCAGUACAAUACCUUCUAGAACAUGGCGCCAACUGUCUGAGCAAGUCGCCAGUCGGCAGGACACCCCUGCACGUGGCUGCGGCCAUGGGCCGGGUGGACUGCAUCAGCCUCCUGCUUGACUAUGGUGCCUCCAUCAAUGACAAAGACGCAAAGGGGGAGACCCCCAUCUCUAUCGCCCGCCGCUUGAACCGCAAGCAGAGUGAGCGGCGGAUGUUCCUAAUCCACUGGAUGGCUAAAUCAGGAGCCACGAGCUCCGUGGACAAAGCCACGAAGAGGGUGUCCCAGCGGGCCAGGUCUGUGCCAGGCUCCAAGAAGCCCAACGCGUAG
Molecule: messenger RNA, 825 nt
Organism: Trichechus manatus latirostris (Florida manatee)
Lineage: Eukaryota; Metazoa; Chordata; Mammalia; Sirenia; Trichechidae
Gene: ANKRD60
Product: ankyrin repeat domain 60
Exons: 4
Coding region: 82-825 (247 amino acids)
Molecular function (GO): protein binding
Source: RefSeq, a predicted model, not a curated record